AUGGAUAUCCCACCACAGCUUAUUCAGUACAAAUACCACUUGGCCAUAGCAAUUUCGGUUUCGGUAGCGAUUUCUUUAGUGCUUUACGCGGCGCCUCGGUUGACAACGUUAGUGGCCUACUUUUGGCCCUUGUUCGCCUCCACAACUCUAUUCGUGGUCGCUAUAAUCGCCUUCACCGGCGUAUCUCAGCUCGCCGUCGAAGCACACCGUGGCGAUAAUAAGGCUGGUGAAGAUAUCGUUGACUAUGUCGCAGGGCAGCAAGAACAUGACCAUGAAGAUCGUCAAAGUUUUGAGUUGAAAGCUGAUUAG
This is a messenger RNA of Humulus lupulus (European hop), 309 nucleotides long. RefSeq lists its product as uncharacterized. NCBI's taxonomy places the organism in Eukaryota, Viridiplantae, Streptophyta, Magnoliopsida, Rosales, Cannabaceae. The record is from RefSeq and is a predicted model, not a curated record. The transcript has a single exon. The coding region runs from base 1 to 309 and encodes 102 amino acids.